This is a messenger RNA of Mycena indigotica, 1092 nucleotides long. Its product is annotated as Abhydrolase-3 domain-containing protein. The record is from RefSeq and is a predicted model, not a curated record. Bases 1 to 1092 code for a protein of 363 amino acids. The transcript has 7 exons. NCBI's taxonomy places the organism in Eukaryota, Fungi, Basidiomycota, Agaricomycetes, Agaricales, Mycenaceae. Gene Ontology annotation, molecular function: hydrolase activity.
AUGUCGCAAUACGCCUACUUGUCUGAACCCGACCCCGAACUGGUCCCAAUAUUACAAAGCCCUCCGCCACCCCCACCAGCAGACACACCGGCCGAGGGGGAUGUUGAGGGCCAGAGAAUCUUUUUGACUAGGUGGAUGAAUGAGGGCGGUCGGAAAGCGCAUGAAAGCAUCCUACCCAAAGAGUCGGAAUAUACGGUGAAAGACUACCGCAUCCCUGUAGAAAACGGCGAAAUUUCAGUUCGCAGCGUCGUCCCCACUCCCACCGACAACGACGAACUAUUCCCAUUACUAUUCUGGGCUCAUGGUGGCGGCUGGGUUGCGGGUGAUUUAGACACUGACGACUACCCGCUGCGUGCAAUUGCUCAUGAAAUACGCGUCAGCGUUGUCAGUGUAGACUAUCGUCUUGCUCCCGUUCAUCGCCAUCCAACUCAAGUGAAUGAUAGUUACACUGCGCUGAAAUGGGCGAGUCCGAAUCGCGCUCACCUGUCUGUGUCACGUCUAAACAAACCUCAGGCCGUGGAGAAUGCCCCAAUCCUCCGUGCUGAUGUCAAAAAAGGACUCGUUUUGGGCGGCAUCUCAGCUGGCGCCCAUGUUGCUAGCGUUCUAGCCCAUCGCGCUCGGGAUGACCCAUUUUUCAGCCACCGGCCUGUCACUGGGCAUCUCCUACAAGUCCCCCCGUCCUUGCAUUACGCUGCCCAAGUGCCAGAAGAGUACAAAUGCCGUCUGCUGUCGAUGGAGCAGAACAAACUCGCACCUAUUUUGACCGCAGUGAGCAUGAAGCAGUAUUGGGAUUCAUUGGCGGGUGAUGCCUCUCCCUCGCUGCCCGAAAUCUCUCCGCUCCUUGCUGCGCACGCCGGCCUCUCCCCCGCUGUCCUCCAAAUCUGUGGCAUGGACCCGCUUCGCGACGAGGCCUUCUUGUACAACGAUCUUCUCGUCAAGGCGGGUGUGAAUACCCAAGUAUUUAGUUACCCGGGGCUUCCACACGGAUUUUCCUAUAUCUUCCCCGACUUUGUGCAAGCGCAUAAAUGGAAUGAAGAUUAUCGUGUGGGCCUGAGGUGGCUGCUUGCUGGCACGGCAGAGAAAGCGCAAUAA